CUCAGCUGCUCCCACCCACAUCCUUGGCGUCAAUCUUCAAGUUUCCUGCCUGUCGGAUCCCUGGCCAAACGUCACAGAAGCCGCAGCAUCACAGCCGCCAGCGCCCAUCAUCGCCAGCGCCCCUCCACCCGGCUAACCAAAGAGCGCACUGGAGGCGGAGGGGCAGCAGCCACCAGCCCGCUCCCCGCCCCCCGGACAGAGCCUCCGUCAGCAUGGGGGUGACAGGUGUCAAUGCAUUCCCAUGCUGUGGCAAAAAUUCUGUGGACAUCGUGGAAAGAACGAAUGACCACCACCAGCAGCCCCACACCCCUAAAGAAAAGGAGGAGGACGAAACAGAGCUGGAAGCAGAGUUACCCAAGACGGAGUCCCUGCCCAUAGUGCUCCCAGAUCCAGGCCCAGUACCACAGCUGGAGGAGAUGGGGCCAGUGGUAGACUCUAAGCCCACACCUGAGCCUGAGGAAGACUACUUCACUGAAAGCCUGGAGCAGAAAGGCUACAGGAUCGAAUCUCUCAAGCCCUAUGAGGAAGAGCGGCAAUCCAGAACCUGGAGCUUCAAUGCAAACUCAAGCAACAGGGAAGAGGAGCAGGUGUCCACCACCCAGUUCCGCUCCAUCCGCGUGCAGACCUCCAAACACCUCUUCUGGGCGAACAAGCUCAUCCAGGCGUCAGAGCACAGCCUCCAGCAGGCCUUAGAAAAACAUCGCAAGAGCCCCCGGGAAAGGAAGUCUGUCUGCAUCUCCCAGGUUCUCACAGACUGCGCCCCGCGACCACCCAGCCCCUGUCUAUCUUGCUCCAGCCUGCCCACAGCCAUUGGCCUGGCAGAUCUGAUCAACUUUGCGUCCUCUCUGGCUGUAGCCUCCUCCAGCCACAAGGAAGUGCCUAAUUUAGAAAAUAUGAUCAAAGCUACAUCCGAGAAGUUGCAAGAGACACCUAUAGACCUUUGCCAGCCAGUCCAGUCCAUCAAGUUUACCCAGGCUACCCAGAUCACCCAGAUAACCUCCGAGAAGCAAGAGAAGUCAUUUGAAGACAUGACAACUCAGAAAUCUUGGACUCCAGAAACCAGUAAUGUAGCUUGCUCUUACCUAGAUUUUAGCAAGACGGGACUCAAGAAUGCCACCAUCCAAGGGGAAGUGAAGUUUGUCCAGGCACCAGCCAAGUCCUCCCAGCUUCAGGAAGCCAACGACUCGGUGCCGGGAACCAAGAAAGGGAAUCCAUUAUUGCUGAAAAUCCAUUUUAAGUUGUCAUCCCCCUUACCCCAAAAGAAAUGACUAGACAAAAACAUUAAAGCCUCCAGUGCUGGC
Messenger RNA from Peromyscus leucopus (white-footed mouse), 1301 nucleotides. RefSeq names its product spermatogenesis associated 32 (gene Spata32). Gene Ontology annotation, biological process: spermatogenesis. The coding region runs from base 213 to 1268 and encodes 351 amino acids. Gene Ontology annotation, molecular function: actin binding. The record is from RefSeq and is a predicted model, not a curated record. The transcript is spliced from 5 exons. NCBI's taxonomy places the organism in Eukaryota, Metazoa, Chordata, Mammalia, Rodentia, Cricetidae. Gene Ontology annotation, cellular component: perinuclear region of cytoplasm.